Messenger RNA from Acanthosepion pharaonis, 564 nucleotides. The record is from the annotation of a GenBank genome assembly. NCBI's taxonomy places the organism in Eukaryota, Metazoa, Mollusca, Cephalopoda, Sepiida, Sepiidae.
AUGUCCUUUUCGCUCGCUAAUAAAAACAAUAAACCAAGCUUUCUUUUGUUCUUUAUUUCUUUCUUUCUUUCUUUCGUUUUUUGUUUGUUUGUUUGUUUCUUUCUUUCUUUCUUUCUUUCUAUAUUUCGUUCUUCUCUCCCUCCUUUCUUUCUUUCUUUCUUUCUUUCUUUCUUUCAUUGUUUGUUUGUUUCUUUCUUUCUGUCUUUCUUCCUGCCUUCUUUCUUCCUUGCUUUCGUUCAUUCUUUCUAUUUUUCUUUCUUUCUUUUAUCUUUCUUUAUUCCUUCCUCUCUUUCGUUCUUCCUUUCUUUUUUUUUUAUUCAUUUCUUUCAUUCUUUAUUCCUUUCAAACUUUUUCUUUCUUUCAGACUUUUUCUUUGUUUCUUUCUUACUUUCUUUCUUUCUUUUUUUAGUCCUUCCUUCCUUCCUUCCUUUUAUUCUUUCUUUGUUUCAUUGUUUCUUUCUUUCGUUCUUCCUUUCUUUCCUUCUUCCUUCCUUCCUUUUAUUCUUUCCUUCUUUCUUUCUUUCUUUCACUUUGGCUCAUGUUAUUCUCAACACCCUUCUGUAG